Messenger RNA from Sitodiplosis mosellana (orange wheat blossom midge), 2194 nucleotides. Its product is annotated as chaoptin-like. The record is from RefSeq and is a predicted model, not a curated record. Gene Ontology annotation, molecular function: protein binding. NCBI's taxonomy places the organism in Eukaryota, Metazoa, Arthropoda, Insecta, Diptera, Cecidomyiidae. The coding region runs from base 482 to 2044 and encodes 520 amino acids. The transcript has 2 exons. Gene Ontology annotation, cellular component: extracellular matrix.
UACGUGUCCAAUGUCAUCGGAAGCUUUCUAUAUUAUCACAUUUCACUCGCAUUCUCCGGCCAUGCAUUGCAAGCCGGAGUUUUAGUUAGGGUUUUUAAAAUCCUAUACUAUUCAUGAGCUGAACUAAAUAUCAGAUGAUCAAAAAAAUUUCGAAAACAAAAAUCAAUCCUAUUGACCGUGUGAUCUUUUUUUUCUACCAGGUGAUAAUCUGUAUAGUGCAAUAAAAAUCGACACGUAGGUAUAUAUCAUCAGCGUGUUUGUUUUUCGUAAAAUUCACACACUCCACAAAGCCAUAAAAACCGAGUGGAACUUCAGUCAUUCAAAAACCCUCAAGCGAAGCGGCGGCACAGAAGCACAAAACAAAAACUAGUUUACUGCAAAAUAGUAAACCAGUCGGUGCGAGAAAGAGAGGGAGAGAAAAAUAGAAGGAGGAACAGAUAGAGCAAGACAAAGAGGAAAACAAAAAGAGGGAGACGGAAAAAUGCCGCAUCGAACGUCGCAAUCAACCGUUUGGUGCUGCAUGUUGUUCUUUCAUUUGUCCAAUGUGUUGGCGCGUAAUCAAUCGGUGAUUUUUGUGAAUAUUUCGACUGUUGGUUAUCCGUUGAAGUUGGUGUAUCAAACGUGGGUGGGGCCUGAUUUGAAUGUACAAGGUGAAUGGAAGAGAUUCGAUGGUACGUUCAAUUGCCGCGAACAAGAUGCAACGGAUGCAAUAAUCAUUGAAUCAAGCGAUCCACAAAUGCCGGCGCAUUUUUUCGAUCGAUAUCCAGGCAUCGAAAGCAUUAAAAUGACCCAAAAAUACUUGAAAUCAAUUGCGUCGGCCGAUUUUCUGAAUGCAAAUUCACUACUUCGUUUGAAUGUGUCACACAAUGAGAUCGACAACAUUGCGCCGUUCGCAUUCGAUGCUGCACCAAAACUGGCAUCAAUAGAUUUGUCAUUUAAUUUGCUGCAAAAUUUAAAUGAAAACAUUUUCACGUCUUAUUCGAUCAAAUAUUUGUAUUUACACAACAAUCAAUUAACCGUAGUCCAGCCACAAUGGUUUGAGAAGCUGUUGUAUUUGCGCGUUUUGACAUUAAACAACAACCGAAUUCGGGCAAUUGACUGGCAACUUUUCGAUUCGAUGCCCAACAUCAAUGUGCUGCAUUUGCAUGCAAACCAAAUAGCCGAUGUGCGUAGUGGUGCACAGCAACAGCCCGAACCACCAAGGUCAAUGCAAACAUUUUCAAUGUACGAUAAUCCAGUUGUCGCAGCGCAUCACUUGAUGCGGCUGAAUGGUGUGGCAGCGGUUGAUGUACGAAAUACGGGCGUCCAAAUCUGUCAACUCAGCCAACGUAUGCACACAUUGAUUGCAGCAAACAAUGAAAUUCGCGAAAUCAAUUUGGAUAAUUUGAGUGAACCACAUGAAAAUACACUUGUCACAUUGCAUUUGGCCAACAAUCGCAUGGAAUCCAUGGCAAAUGUAACACAUUUUCAUCGUUUGCAAUAUCUGAAUUUAUCGUACAAUCUGCUCGCUCACAUUGACGCACACAUUUUUGACACGCUCAACAACUUACAGCUGCUGGAUUUGAGCCACAAUAAACUGAUGCGAUUCGAUGUACCAAACAAUCGAAUGCCAAGUCUGAAUGCACUGGAUGUGUCGUUCAAUGAAAUAUUAAGAGUGGAGUUGGAUGGCAUCGUGUCUCAACUUGAAACUCUUAACAUUGAUGGCAAUCGAAUUAAGGCUACCACCUAUUCGAUGCAAGCGAUGAAGACGGGAAGCAAUGUCAAUCACAAAUCCGAAUGUUUAUCCGAUUCGAUUGGGUGCCCGUCGGGCGAUGAACAUAGCGAUGAGCACAAGCACCAUUGCACCAUUCGUAACUAUGACGAGAAACGCCCGAAAAUCAACGACGACAUACGCGAUUUUAUUUAUGAACAAUUUCACAUUAUGGAACAGAAUAUUUUGCAAUUAAUCGACGCUAAGUUCACAGAUAUCAACCGACGAAUACGACGACUCGACCAAGAAAUGAUUGCCAUCACAUCAGGCAGGCCCGAUUAUUACUGGGAUUAGAAAUUGAACUAAAAAUUCGAUGCAUUUCAUGCAGUGAUUUUUGCUUUGGAUAAAAGCAAUUAGUAAACUAGAAAAAAUGAACACUUUUUAUGUGGGAAAAAUAUGAAUGAAUAAACAAAAACGCUGAUUUUGUUGUACGAUUGUUUUCUA